AUGACUGAACUAGAGCCGACCUUCAACGGGCCAGAUGACACCGCCGAUGGAGACUGGCAUUUGGUCGAAUCAAAAUCUAACAGAUCGCGUAAAAGACGCAAGAUUGAUGAUGCUCCAUUUGACCAUAGAUCGAAUGAUCAAACCCCCAUCAGAACCGUCCAGCCUGGUAUCUCAUUCCAUGCCAGUAAACCUUCCCAGAUCCAGGCAAAAGCCCUACAAGAACUCGUUUUGUAUGUUCUAGCAGAUGGUGUAGCCCCUACUUGGUUGGCUGUCAGGAACAAAGAACACAUCGACAAGGUCGUUGUUCUCAUGGUCCCAGGUCUGGAUAAACAGACUUUGGAGCGUUCGAAAGCAAUCGCCCAUGAUGAUCCUACCACUGGGUCUACCAAAGCCUAUUCGCAUCAACCUAAAUCAUCAUCACCCCCCGACGUGCCAAGUUCGAGCUCCGACGCCUCCCAUACAUCAUGGUUUGCCCAGAACAUUGUUCCAGUCAAAGGCCCUGGGGAUUCCGGUACCAGCAAAGUCCAUUCACCCCUGCAUGCUCUACUCAUCUCUCCAUCUCAAGAGCAAAAGCAACGAAAUAAUGCAACAGAUGAUAGGCCCUUUCACUCGUCAAGAACGCAUAUAUCCAGCUUCAUUCAGUCUAGCGAUGAUCUUCGCGAAGCUGAGUAUCCCAUCCAUCCAGCAGCUUUUGACAACCCGCGAGAUGCACAAUUGGAGCAAGAUCGACGAGAAAGUACUUUUCAGUCUGCAUCAUCUGGUUGGGUAGAUACAAAAGUCCCACAUUUCGAUGCUUCUCGAAUUCCCCCUUCCCCAAAGCUAGUCAGACAUUCCCAAUCUCUGGUCGACGAACUCAAGCCUUAUGCUCUGGACUGCGAAAUGGUACUUACUGAUGACGACAAAUACUCGCUUGCUCGGAUCUCCAUCCUAGACUGGCACGGCAAGACCAUCCUCGACAAAUACGUUAAACCCUCCCUCCCUAUCAAAAAUUACUUCACUCAAUAUUCCGGCAUCACUCCUGAACAUCUCGCCGACGUUCACACCACCCUCCAAGACAUCCAAGCCGAACUCCUAUCUCUCAUCACCCCUGACUCCAUCCUCCUUGGCCACUCUCUCGACUCCGAUCUUAACGCCCUGAAACUCACUCAUCCAUAUAUCAUCGACACCUCCAUCAUUUACCCACACCCUCGAGGCCUCCCUCUUCGAUCAUCAUUGAAAUUCCUCGCUAAUCGCUACCUCAAACGCGAGAUCCAAAAGGGAGGCGCCAAUGGCCAUGACUCCGUGGAAGAUGCCCGCGCUGUCCUUGACUUGGUCCGUUUGAAAUGCGAAAAAGGUUCGAAAUGGGGAACUCUAGACGCCAACGGGGAGAGUAUACUCCGUCGAAUUGCUCGAGCAAAGAGACCUGACGGUAGAGAGCGACAGAGCGCAUUCAUUGAGUAUGGAACUCCAGAGAGGGGCUUGGGACGUGAAGCUACGUUCAAAAUCGCUUGUGAGGACGACGAUCAAAUCAUCCAAGGAGUUUUGAGAGCUGCACAUGGAGAUACAGCGGCCUCGGAAGCGCUCGCGACGUUGACGACGACUGAACCGAAUUCGAAUGAACCUUCGUCCAACGCUGAACAGGACGAAUCACCAGAAUCUGCCACUCCCCAACAACAUCCCACGGUCAUCCCUCCAGGCGGGGUCGACUUCAUCUGGGCACGUCUCCACGAACUCGAAUCCAUUCGAGGCUGGAACACACCGCCUCCACCUCUCCCAGAAAAUCCCACCUCAGCGGACCUCGCAUUCUCACUACCGAGUCGAGAUCACAAACAAGAGGCAGCAACAAAUGGAACCCAAAACCACACACCCUCCAUUCCCUCCACCUGCACCUCCACCUCCACCUCCUCACCAAAGGCAAAUCCUCCCCUCGAAGACACUAAUGCCUCCAACACCCUCGAGAAAACCAUAACUCAAACCCUCCAACGUAUCCAGAAACUCUACUCCACACUCCCGGCGAGAACACUUGUAAUCAUCUACAGCGGCACGGGCGAUAUGCGACCAUAUCUCAAGUUACAACAACUACACGCCCAGUAUCGUAAGGAAUUCAAGGUCAAGAAUUGGGAUCGGCUUAGUGUGAAGUGGACGGAUGUUGAGCAGCAGGCUCUCCGGAGUGCGUGUGAUAAGGCGAGAGGGGGUGUGGCGGCGAUGGGGAUUACGGGAUAGAUGGA
Molecule: messenger RNA, 2207 nt
Organism: Exophiala mesophila
Lineage: Eukaryota; Fungi; Ascomycota; Eurotiomycetes; Chaetothyriales; Herpotrichiellaceae
Exons: 1
Coding region: 1-2202 (733 amino acids)
Cellular component (GO): nucleus
Molecular function (GO): nucleic acid binding; exonuclease activity
Source: RefSeq, a predicted model, not a curated record